Molecule: messenger RNA, 796 nt
Organism: Trichomonas vaginalis G3
Lineage: Eukaryota; Parabasalia; Trichomonadida; Trichomonadidae
Product: DNA/RNA polymerases family
Exons: 1
Source: RefSeq, a predicted model, not a curated record
AUGAGGUUGCAAGAACUUCAAGAUGCUAUAAACAAACUCCCAUUGAGACAUCCAAUUGACGUCAAAUUGUAUUGGAGAGCAUCUGAGUUAGGUCAGAAGGUUUUAUAUGAAACAGGUUGCUUCGACGAUGUUUAUGAGAUAACAGGAGAAGUUUCUCAGAAGAUAAGAGACUCGCUUGAAUUUCCAAAAACUGGUCCGAUUGGAUGCGAUAAGUUCGACUCAGAUGAAAAAAUAUACUAUGUCGACCUUAACGCCGCAUACAUGAGGUUCGUCCAAUAUAUCCCGACUGGAAUUCCAAACGAAGAUGGUGAGUUCCCAGGAAGGAACUAUACAGUUGGAAAAGUCAUACAACAACUGUAUGAUAUUAGGAAAGCUUCAAACCCCAAACUUGCAAUGACAUUAAAAUUGCUUAUGAAUUCGACAUGGGGGUAUUCCAUUAAAAAACCUCAAGAGAUGAAGAGUAAACAUUAUGAGAAGGUCGACAACUUUGUUGAAAGGUUUUCUCCUUUUGUUUUGAAAUACGAAUUUACCGAAGGUGAAAGUGGCUUAGUAACCACAUUAAAACCUAUUGUCGAACAUUGGUCUUACCCUCAGUUCGCAAAAGCAGUCCUUGACGAGUACAACAAAUUCUUCUCCGAAGUCAAAUCCAAAGUCAAGGUUUACUAUGAGAACAUCGACGCACUCAUGACGAACGAAGAAGGCUAUAACAAACUCAUUGAAAUGGGAAUGGUCGGUGAAAAGAUGGGUCAAUUCAAAUUGGACAAAAUUUUCACCGAAGUUCAUGUCCUCUCCAAGC